GUUUGUAACUCAAGAUGAAAGUGUUUUCAAUCCUCGCCGCAGCUCUUGUUGCUCUGUCGUCGACGGUAGACGCCCAGCGACUUCUGCGUUCCGAGGCUUCAGCCACGACGGACUCCACCGUCAGCACCACCGACUUCAACACGCUCAGCUCCGGUUCGGGAUUCACACCGGGCAACGUCGAGGCGCAGAGCAGCUUCGGGGCUCUCGACCAUGGCGGCUCAACGGGAGGCAACCGACCUUCGGGAUCCAUGCACGGAGGUGGCGGCCGUGGUCACCACGGCUCGGGUCACGGGGGCAUGCACAACGUCGGCUCUGGUGAGGGUUUCCCCGUCAUGGGUAGUGGCUCGUUCGGUGGACACUUUGGCGGCGGUCGUCGAGGCGGCGGCUCCAUGACCGGAGGUGGCUUCGCUGGAUCGAUGGGAGGCUUCGGCGGCUCUGGCUUCGGUGGUGGUGACUUCGGCGGGUCAUUUAGUGGCGGGAUACCGUCCAUCAGCUCGGGUGAGGGGCCCAAGGAAGGGUCUGGUGAAGCUCUUGCUGCUGCAACAACUACGACUAGUACCGCUGGUUCCGUCGCGGCAUCGGCUGCGGCCUAA
Molecule: messenger RNA, 593 nt
Organism: Phytophthora nicotianae INRA-310
Lineage: Eukaryota; Oomycota; Peronosporomycetes; Peronosporales; Peronosporaceae
Exons: 1
Coding region: 15-593 (192 amino acids)
Source: RefSeq, a predicted model, not a curated record